Molecule: messenger RNA, 6071 nt
Organism: Nilaparvata lugens (brown planthopper)
Lineage: Eukaryota; Metazoa; Arthropoda; Insecta; Hemiptera; Delphacidae
Product: blood vessel epicardial substance
Exons: 8
Coding region: 734-2287 (517 amino acids)
Cellular component (GO): sarcolemma
Molecular function (GO): cAMP binding
Source: RefSeq, a predicted model, not a curated record
CAUGGCGAUAUAGGGUGGAGUGAGAACAGUGAGUAGUGAGCCUCGAACGCGACGUGAAAUCAGUCCAUGCAUUCAUAGCUAAUUCAAAUCGAAACGCUGAAGGCAAACUAGGAAGGACUCCUUACAAUGUAACAGCGUACCACACUGCACUUCCGGGUUUAACAUCUGUGUACUUAUCAGUGAGCCCUUAUCAAUUUUGUGAUCAAAUUCCCAAAUUUCCACACACACUAGGUUCAGGUAGUCUUCUAACCAAUAACAACAUGCACUACAUGUUCAAUAUGUUAAUUAAUCUGUUUCAUCCAAUCAGUUUCAAAUAUUGUUGAUAAGUCAUCUACAUAAAACUAAUCAACUCUUCACCGGCUUCAAUAGUGUACAACAAACACCCUCAACAGUGAACUAAGAGAGAGAGAGAGAGAGAGAGAGAGAGAGAGAGAGAGAGAGAGAGAGAGAGAGAGACGGACAAUGACGACUUCCAGAGCUUCUAGUUUGAGAAAGACACAUUUUUAGGGAUAUGACACCGUUGCUGUUAGUCACCAAAGAAAUUGUUUCAUCACAUCAUUCUUAGAAUCAGAAAAUAUGGAGGAUUGGACGUGAACUGAAUGCCCUAGCUGACAUCCCAGUCAGAGAUGUUUGGGAAGCCAAGCAGAGCAGCCAGGUAGAAGCGAGACAGGGACAGAGACAGACCACAGCAUCCGUAAGGGCAGACUACUUUAAUCGGGCGGCGAUCGUAACUAUGGUGAUGGAGAGUUCUUCCUGUACAAGCAACCAAGAUAAGAAGCAUUGUUGUUGUAGUAGUACAAGGCUGUAUGUGAUAGCCUGCGUUGAAAUGGACAAUCAGACGGCUCUGCUCUAUUUGAACUCUUCUCUUGGCGAAAUCUAUCUGUUUAUUGGCGACAACGACACGAUAUUGGCCGACAAUGCGACCAGCAACUACACGACAGACGGCGAGGACGACGUCAAUGUUAUCAAUGGCGAGGGUAGUUCGUGUGGCGAGUGGGAACCGGCUCAACACAACCUCUACCAGUUGUCCAAUAUCUGCUUUGCGGCCGCCUUCAUUCUCCCGCGCAGUUUCAAACCAAGUGUACUGUUGGUUCGAGCACUGCUGAGCGUGGGCUUCCUAGUCUCGGCGAUGUGGGCAGGCGUACACAUCUGUAGCCCGGACAUGUUCGCGUGGAACGUGCUGCUAUCUGUAGCCAACCUGGUGCACUUGGUCAUCCUCACCUGCCGCUUCCUACCACCAGCGCUCUCUGUCGAGCUAACAGAGCUCUACAUCCGGCUGUUCAAGCCGCUCAAGGUCACCAAGAAGCACUUCAAGGAGCUGACAAGGGAGGCCAGUCUCUGCCACCUGGCCAAGGGUGAGAGCUACGCCGUGGAGGACGCUACGCCCGCCGACGAACGUCUUUCAAUACUGUUAAGGGGAAAAUUACGAGUGACUUGUGAUAAUAUGCAUUUGCAUUACAUUAACUGCCACCAGUUCAUAGACUCUCCUGAAUGGGAGGCUAGUCAUGAGACUAGUGACGAACUCUUCCAGGUGACAAUAACAGCCGAGGAAGACUGCAUGUAUUUGUGUUGGCCUAAGCUCAGGUUGGACAGGGUGCUCAGACAUCGGCCUAUGCUUCAAACUGUUCUUUCAAAUUUGAUAGGUAAAGACAUCACGCAAAAGCUGUACUCACUGAACGAGCAGCUGGGCACAUCAUUCUUCACGAGUGACCUGAACAAGGCGGCCAGCUCGGAUCACUGGAGACAUGUGAUGGAGCGCAGUCUCAGUGUGGACGCCGUAGACACGGGGACGAGGGGCCACGUCAGAUCUGUGUCCUGGAAGAACGCCGACAAGGAUCGCAGGAACUCACUCGGCUUUUCUGAAAAUGAAUCCCCAGUCCACGGUGGUCAACAGUGCUGGAUCCCAGUGGUGGCCAACCACUUCCCAGCCACGUCACCGUUCGCCGCAGCCCAGCCCCCCCACCACACCAUCCAUGCACCACCACCACCCCCCUGUCUGCCCGGACCGGCGACCUCAGCGGCCCAAAUGGCCACUGCUCAGCAGCCGCCAGUCGCUCUCAUUCCAGUCAUUGUGCCUGUGAUAGCUCCAUCCUCCUCCAAUCCCAUCAGCCCCUCCUACCACCGGUCAACAGCCAUCAAUCCCAUCACCCCCUCCUACCAGUCACCAGCCAUCAAUCCCAUCAGUCCUUCCUACCGGGCGCCAGCCAUCAAUCCCAUCAGCCCCUCGUUCCGACAGCCUGCACGAGUGCGUACUCGCGAGGUCAAGUUUGACGAGAGCCGUGUCUGACAUCAGCUGUCUGUGCGGAGGAAGCGCGGAGCUUCCUUCCGCGAUCGCGAUCACCGCGAGACAGCUGUCAACGAUCAGGAAACGAUACCGCUAUUUCAGUACCCGCCUGUAUAAUAGACUGUUGACAAACUUUGUAGACAAAUGUGUUAUGUUGACAUUCCACUCACAAUCCUUUAGGAUUCCUAAUGUGUACCUUUUUAUUGUCUGAUAUUGUUUUGUCUUACCUGCAUGUUAUGACAAAAUCUAUUAUGUUGACACUCCAUUCACAAUAUUGCUUAGAAUUCCUGAUGUGUACCCAAUGUGUACCUUUUCAUUGUCUGAUAUUGUUUUGAUUGUCGUACCUGUGUGUUAUGGCGAUAUGAUAUGUUGACAUUCCACCCACAAUUGCUUAGGAUUCCUAAUGUGUAGACUAACAUUUGAAUGUCUGAUAUUGUUUUUCCUACCUGCAUUGCGAAUUGAUUCCUUGAUAAUAAUAUAAUACCAAUAUACCAUAUUAUUGUGUAACAACCAUUAGUUUAAAUUUUUCUGAAAUUCAAUUGUUCUAAUCCAUAUGCAUGAAAUGCAUAUUGUCAAGGAAUUGUAUGACUAUUUCAAUUAUCAUUACACUUGAAUCUUACAAUAUAUGGAUCGAUUUUUGCUAGUUUCAUGAAAGUGCUUCCUUUUGUUAUAAAAGUGGGACUUAUUAUAUUUAGUUAAACCUGAUUAUUAGCCUAGAAUUAGUAUUUUUUGUAUGCUCAAUUAAAGAACAUUAUAAAAUCAAUAUCAUUGCAAUGAAAAAGGCCUAUUAUAAUAAGUAACAUUAACAUUUUAUAUUUGCAACAUGGUUCGCUAUUUUGUCUAGUUUUAAUUCAAAUUAAUAGUUCCAUCAAUUAGAUUAUUUUGAUAAAAUUUUAUUGUAUACCUAAGAAAGUUCCUUUGACUUGUUUGAUCGUAAUCAAAGAGCUUCUAAAGACUUUUUUCAAUUAAAAUCACGUUCUUAACAGUGUAUGCAAAGAUGUUAACUGAUAAUGUUUAUUAUGAGUGGAAUGUCAAAUGAAGAUAACUAAAGUGAUAAUUUUUAUACAACGAUGAAGUUUUGAAAAGACUUGAAACGAAAUCAUCAGUUUAUGUGACUUCCAACAUGAAAGAUGAAGAUAAAAAUAGAAAAUGACAAACAAAAACAAAAAUGUGAUUAUUAUGACUUUUCUAAAACGAAAACUAGCAUUAAUGACAAAUGCAUAUUGUAAUAUAUGGUAAAGAAACAUUGUUCUUCGCAUUUAGUAGUGAUUGUACUAAACUCACACCCAUAUUUGGCUACCGUACUGUAAAUCAAUUAAUGUGACUGUAAAUCACGGUUUUUUCACCGCUAUUGUAAUAACCAAUUUAUUGUCAAAGAAUGCCUUCACAUACCUUAAAAAAUGACGAAAUAUAAUACAAAUAAUAUUUAUAAGAUAUACAAAUAUUAGUACCUGGAAACGUUAAAGAGUGUAAAGAGUUUUUGAAAUUUUACAUUGCUUACAAUUAUUAAAAGUACUGUGGAGGAAUAUUAUGAUUGUAUAAUUUGUCUUAUCUUUUUGAUUUCUAGAUAAAAUGUUAUUAUUAUCAUUAUUUGCUGUAAUACGAUUAUAAUAUUAUUUCAGAGUUCACCCCAGCUUAGCUUAUCAAUUAAUUGGAAAUAAAUGGGAUAAUAAAAAGAAGCUUUAAGAGAGGAUUGUUUAAUUUCAUUUUUAAAUACCACUAAGUUCAUUUUCUCAUUUGUUACCUUCAAGUUAGGCUUAUCUAAACCCUUGACUUCAGAGUAACUGUACAUUAUUGAAAAAAAUUUACACUAUAAAACCCUUUUAUAAGAAGCUCUUUUCAUUUUGACUUUUAAAAUAGACUUGGAAGUAUGUGAUCAGACAUUUGCCUGUAGUUUGAUGAAGUUAGACAAGUAAAUCAAAUUUUUAGAGAUCAAAUCUCUGAAUAAAAUUAUCAUAGAAUAAAAUAUCAGGUUAGAAUUUGAAUGAUAAGCAAUGAAGGAUUAUUUGGUAAUGAGAUAAGUAUUGUAAGUAAUGCUCAAUACGUUUUUGAUAAAAUCCACAAUUAACUAAAUAUCAUUUAGAACAUUUCAAUUCUAGUCAAAAUGUCUUCAACAAAAUAAUUUGUCCAAUGUGUGUCGGUUAAGUUUUUUAGAACUUCAAUAGAAUAUAAAUGUGUUGAUAUCUCGAUGUAGUCAGUUAUCUAAGUGUUGAACAGCUAUGUUCUUGUAGUGUUGUGUAAAUUGUUUAAACAUAAAUAUUAUAAUUGUACUGUUGAUAUUGUUGUUGUUAUAAUAGCUUCCCUGGAUGUUUUUUAUUUUUAAUGUUAUGAAUAUCAAGAUGUUAUAAUACCCUGGAUAACUGUGUAGCUCUCAAAUAAAUGUGUCUUAAUGUGUUUCUAAUAAUUGAAUGUGUACUGUAUUUGUUGUGAAUAUAUAAUAUAGUUUGAGAUACGUGUAGUUUGACCUAUCAGAUACAAGGAUACAUUCCUAUCUUCACUUUGAAAAGAUUUCAACAAUUCUUAAGUAUUGUUCUAUCAAUGUUUAUCUGGAUACUUUUGUAAUGAAAAAACUUUUGUCUGAUACUUUUGUUAUGUAGGAAUAGGUACUCGAUUUCAUAGUGGAUACAGGUUUAUCAUUUUUCAUUACUUUCCAGUAUUUUAAUUAUUGGUGAUUGGUUGUUUUUACAUAAUUUAUUAUUAUUGUAUUUACCAGUCUACUGAUAUGUCUUAAAACCAAUCCCAUCAUUCUUUAUCCAUAAAUAAAAAGAAUACAAUACAUUUAAACGUUGAAUAUCACUCAAUUUAUUCAAAUUCACAUACAGAGGUAGAAGCUCUGUCAAUAAUAAUUUAUCAUGAAAUAAAUUCUUAAAGUUGUCGUUAAUUUAAUACCUACUGUACCGUAGGUACUCAAUUAUGUUGGCUUCUCAAGAUUUUAAGAACGUACUCGUAUAACAGAAUUACCAAUUGGGAUAAUUUUUUAUUUAUCUGAAUUUUCAAUAUUUGAGUUGAAAAGAUAAUUCACAAACAACUUUACAAAAAAAUCUCUAAUAUUACAUCUCUAAAAUCAACAGGACUUUAAACUAGAAAAUUAAAUGUGAGAGUCUCAAUGGUGCCUUUUUUGUGUGUAAUCCAAACCUAUAUAAUCAGAAUAAUCAUGCAUUGAAAACUUCCAUUAAAUCUUCCAAUCUUGUUUAAUCUUUGAUAUUGUACUCUAUUAUCAACUCUCCUUACAUUUUCAAUUUGAAUUUGAAUUUAAAUCUUCAGAAUUUUAUUUGUGUUUUAGAGAAUGAAGGGUGCUUGAAACUAAACUGGCUAUUCGCCUCUAAUUACAUUUUCCUGAUUCUUGUUCUAUCAUCAAAUCAAAUAAAUUGAAAUUACAAAUAAUUCACACUUUUGAAGAAUGAAAUAAAAACUUACAAAGUACGUCAGAUGGUAUUAAAUAAAUUCAUCAUUACCGUAUAUAAUUUUUAACAUUGUGGUAUUGCCAUUGUUUUACACUAUAAGUGAAUACUUUAACAGUUCCGUAAUAUACAUUUUAAAAUUGUUUCAUGAUAUUAUUGAUUGUUGAAGCUGUUGUUGACUGUUAAUAUUUAAGAAAGAUUACAGAAAAUCUCUAUCAUAUAAAUAUCUGUGGCCUGAAAUUGAUAAAUAUUGUGAAUAUUGUUGUAAAGAUGAUCGUUUCAUGGUAUGUAAAGUUCGCUAAUAAUUGUAAUUUUUAUGGUUUUGUAAACUGAUCAUUUGAAUGUACUGUAUCAUAACAAGGUUUGAACAUGAAGCUUGAUUACUA